Messenger RNA from Saprolegnia diclina VS20, 12538 nucleotides. RefSeq lists its product as hypothetical. Gene Ontology annotation, cellular component: dynein complex. Gene Ontology annotation, molecular function: dynein intermediate chain binding; minus-end-directed microtubule motor activity; ATP binding. The record is from RefSeq and is a predicted model, not a curated record. Gene Ontology annotation, biological process: microtubule-based movement. The transcript has 30 exons. Lineage: Eukaryota; Oomycota; Saprolegniomycetes; Saprolegniales; Saprolegniaceae. The coding region runs from base 41 to 12517 and encodes 4158 amino acids.
UUCAAAUCCAACCGUCGCGGCUGUUACGAUCCGCUACAUCAUGGAGGACGGCCGGCGGCUGCAUGCGGUGGUGCCAACCGCGCCGACGCGGCCGCGGAACACGCCGCCGACAACGCCGACGCCACCGCCCAAGCGUCUCUCGCGCAUCCUCAACCUGCACGACAUGAAGAAAGCGCAGCAGCCGGCCGUCGACACGCCCGAGAGGGCCCAGCUCGCCGAGCGCAUCUACGCCAAGGGCGUCAAGCGCUCGCUUCAGCACACGGCCAUGUACCCAUCUAAAGCUACGUCCAACGCGGCCAAGAUGGGGUCGUUUGUCGCGACGCCCCUCGUCACGCGACCAGCGGCCGAUAAAGUGCUGGUGCCCCGGCGCCCGGCCCCGGCGUCACCGACGACCAUGCCACCAGUGCAGCUCGGCUUUCAGCCUUCGAAAUGUACCUCGCCUCGCGUCGCUGACGCGGUAAGCCGCGUUGCCGCGCCACCGCUGAGUGCGCGCGACGCCUUUUACUUGAGCCAACGUCCGCCUUCGACGCCAAAGAAGCCCGCACCCGUUGUAGCUGCCGUGACGCCGCCAGCGGUGGUUGUCGAGGACCGACCAACGCGCGCGACGCUGCUUCACAAGUCGACGCACUUGCAGACUUUCACGGAACGGGUCGAAGCAAGCAUUGCAGUGCCGGGCGGUGUGCCAGCAGACGCGUUCUUGUACUUGCGGAGCGCCGAGGACGACCCGUACGAUCUGCGUGUGGUCGACCACGACAGCAUCGACAGCAGCAACUACUACACGAUGAGUCGAGCAGGUGUCACCCACUUUACGGGUCACGGGCAGCCCGAAUUCACGCGCCUUGAGGCGUUUGAGCGCGAACACUACAUGUUUACGCUCGUGCGCCAGAUCCCCUUCUUCCAAACGUACCGCAUCUGGAAACAGUUCCGCCGCUGGAAGGUCAACGUCCGUGCCGUCAAGACCCGCGCGGCCACCUACAUGCUGCAGCACGAGCUCUUUGUGCUGCGCCCAACGCUGCAUUCGGCGCUCAUGGAGCUCCGCGCGCAGUGCUACAACAUGAGUCUUUUGCGCAUCUUUGGCAUAAAUGCGACCCAGACGUACACGUUGAGCGACUUUACCGAGACGCAGCAGGCGCAGAUCCUUGCGACGGACAACGCGAUCGGCGUCAUGGUCUGCGAUAUCCUGGCGACGACGCAAGCCACGUGCAACGCCUUUCUUCGCGCCUUCUUGCUCGAGAACGGCUUUACGACGCAAACCGAGCUGCCCGACGACGUCAGUCGCGUCUUGAGCCAGCUCGCGUCACCACCAAAUGACGAAGACGACACCGCUACCACUAGCGAAGCGAGUCGGCGGUCAGUCACGUGGGCCAACGGCCGUGUCGUGACGUUCACCGAGCGCGCGGCGAUGCGCACGCAGUGCCGAAGCGUUGUCAAGCUCAUUCGGCUUGUCGAGUUUUUCGUUGUCGACUCCCUCCUCCUCCUCGGGCUCUGCAGCACGCACGAGCUGCUCUCGGAAAUGCAGCACAUUGUUCAGGCCGUGGACGACGUGGCGCCGCCGCCUCAGCCGAUUGGCGGGAAAUUGCUUCUCAAGCCGCCGCCUCCCAUCGUACCGCUCUUCCGUGUUGAGGUGCGCUUGCACUUGACCACGCUCCACGACGGCAGCGUGCGGUCGCAGCUGCUGUUCGACCCGAGCUGCGAGGAGCUGCGUGCUGAACUCGAAGGCGUCAUCAGCGCCGGUCUUCGGGCUGCGACAUCGCGGCCACGGCUCAUGGCCGACGCAGGCUUCGACCCGUAUGUGCAGUCGACGCUGGACGAUGACGUGGGCGAGCUCAGCCCGGGCUUGAACCUCGAUAUGAUGGUGAUGGAGGACGCGGCGCUCCAGGACCUCCUCGCCCGCAUCUCGGGCGUCGUCACGAGAGCGUUCGAUGCGCUCGCAGUGUUCGCCAAGGGCCUCUCGCGCUUCGAGGCGCAGUACAUUGCCAACCUCGCCUUCAUGAAGGUCGCGGGCGACGUCGAGCACCCGGUCAACCUAGGCCGGUCCAUCGACGACUUGCGCGACCAGCUGGAGGCCUACUCGACGCAGAUGACGCAGUUCGAGGCGCUGCCCGACACAACGACCGUCGGUCUGCUUCUCGCCGACUGCAAGGACCUCAACGACCUCCUCAAGCCAAGCCCACGGGCCUGUAUGCACUGCCUGCAUACGCUAAUUCCCCGCAUUGCGCAGUACAAGAACGAGGAGCUGCUGACCGAAGUCUCGCGCGCCAACGACGCGAUUGCUUCGAUCCCGACGUCGGUCGACGAGUACGCGGCUGCGGUUGUGGCGCUGCGCGAGACGGAGGCGCGCAUGGGCGACCUGGACGACCGGUACAUGUUUCUCAAGCAGCUGUAUGCGCUCACGGACGAAUUCAAGAUACCGGUGUCGGACCUCGAUGCCACCAAUGCGUUCAUGCUGGCGCAGAAGCGUGCGCAGCUCAAGACGUCGAUGGAUCUCUUGGAGAGCGGGUCGGACGCGUACACGGACAAGUUUUCCAAGGAGCUCGACAAGAAAAUCUCAAAGCUCAAUACGCUCGUCAACGAACGACGGGAUGAGCUCCAUAACGCAGCGCUCGUGGCCGUCGGUAACGACGCCGCCGAGGUCCUAACCCACUUGCAAGGCAUCGACGGACGCCUGCAAGAGUCGGAGUCGAUCGGCGCCAAGUACAUUGAGUUUCAGAAAGUGCUGGGGCUCGCACAAAGCUCGUUUCAAGACUUGGACGAGCUGCGUGCGGACCUCGAAGUCAAAAAGCUGCUUUGGACGACGGUCCAGGCGUGGGCGGCGGCUUCCGAAGCGUGGAGAGACACACUUUUGUCCGACGUCAACGUUCCGGAUGUCGACGAGCGCGUCAACAGUUUUUACAAGACGACACUCGCGUGCGAGCGGGGCCUCCCAGGCAACGCCGUCGUGCGGCAGCUGCGCGAGACGGUCGAGUCGUUCAAGGACGCGCUGCCAAUAGUCGCCGACCUUCGCUGUCUCCACUUGCGUCCCCGGCACUGGGCAGCGAUCAGCGCUGUCUUGCACUUUGACGUGCUCGCAGAUCCCUCGCUGACGCUCGGGCGAUUUGUCAGCAUGCACUUGCACGCGAGUGCGCCGGCCGUCAACCGCAUUGCCACCGAGGCGACGCAGGAGGCGACGCUGGAGGCAACCCUCGCUCGCAUCAAUGGGCUCUGGGCCGAGCUCUCGUUCGAUGUCAAGUGCCACAACGACCGUCGCGAUGUGUAUGUGCUCGGGCCCACGGACGACAUUGCGAGCGCGCUCGAGGAAAGCCUCGUCUCGAUGAGCACCGUCCUCGCGUCGCGCUUUGUGGAGCCCGUGCGCGACGAGGCGCUGGCUUUGCACCGCCGAUUGGUGCUCUUUCAAGAGACGCUCGAUGAGUGGCUGACGUGCCAGCGAGAGUGGAUCUACCUCGAAUCCAUCUUCAUGGCGCCCGACAUCCAGCGCCAGUUGCCGCAGGAGGCGCAAACAUUUGGUACCAUCAACACCUUUUGGAAGGAGCUACUGCUGCGCGCGCACGAGACGCCGCUGUGCAUGAAGGCGACAGCGCAACCGGGGCUCAUUGAGACGCUUGUCAAGCACAACGCGUCGCUCGAGAAGCUGCGCAAGUCGCUGGAAGACUACCUCGAGACGAAGCGCAUGGCGUUUCCGCGCUUUUACUUUCUCGCGAACGACGAGCUGCUCGAGAUCCUGGCGCACACGAAGGAGCCAUUGGCGGUGCAGCCGCACUUGUGCAAGUUCUUUGACGGUAUCGUGCGCCUCGAGUUUGGCGAGGCCCACGGCUCGAUCGACAUUCUCGCCAUGCACUCGGCCGAGGGCGAGCGUGUUCCAUUUGGCCGCAACCUCAAGGCGCGCGGCAACGUCGAGGACUGGCUCGCUGCCGUGCAAGCCAAUAUGAAGCAGACGCUGCACCGCGCGCUCAAAGUGUGCGUCGGGGACUACGACCACGGCCAGCGGGACUCGUGGCUGCUGCACCACCCUGCGCAAUGCGUCGCCAGCGUCACGUACAUGGUUUGGGCGCGCGAGUGCGAGGCAGCACUGCCCUUGCCGGGCGGCGUCGACAAGUACCGGCAACUUGUGCUUGUUCAGUUGACCGGCCUCACGCGCCUCAUUCGGUCGUCGCUGACUCGGCUCCAGCGGUGCGUCGUCACGUCGCUCGUCACGACGGACGUGCACGCAAGAGACAUUUUGAGCGACCUCAUUGCGCUCAACGUCACGUCAACCCACGACUUCAAUUGGAAAAAGCAGCUGCGGUACGGCUGGAACGCCGACGUCGACGACGUGACGAUCGCGCAGUCCAAUGUUCGCAUUCGCUACGGCUACGAGUACAUGGGAGCUUGUGCUCGCCUUGUCAUAACACCGCUGACGGACCGUUGCUGGAUGACUAUCACAGGCGCGUACGACCUCAAGCUCGGUGCUGCACCGUCGGGCCCGGCCGGCACCGGCAAGACCGAGACGUCGAAAGACCUCGCCAAAGCACUCGCGAUCCAGUGCAUCGUCUUCAACUGCUCGGACCAGAUCGACUACAAGACUAUGGCCAAGCUGUUUUGCGGCCUCGCGCAGUGCGGGUGCUGGUCUUGCCUCGACGAGUUCAAUCGCAUCGACAUUGAGGUGCUCUCGGUCAUCGCGCAGCAGCUCAUGCUCCUACGCCGCGGUCGCUUGGUCGGCGCUGCCGAGGUCUCAUUCGAGGGCCGCGUGAUCACAUUGCGGGACCACCACGUCAUCGUGACCAUGAACCCGGGCUACGCCGGUCGGACCGAGUUGCCCGACAAUCUCAAGAUUUGCUUCCGGCCCGUCUCGAUGAUGGUGCCAGACUACGCGCUCAUCGCCGAGAUCAUGCUCGUUGGCGAGGGCUUUGACGAUGCAAGAGGCCUCUCGCACAAGAUCACCAAGCUCUACAAACUCUGCAGCGAGCAGCUAAGCCAGCAGCCGCACUACGACUUUGGCAUGCGAGCGGUCAAGACAGUGCUUCUCAUGGCGGGUAGCCUCAAGCGUCAAUCCACGGCAGCAUCGAGCAGCAGCAGCAGCGAGGAUGCCGUGAUCCUCAGGGCGCUGCGCGACGCCAACACGCCCAAGUUCACAUCCAACGAUCUCCGGCUCUUUGGCGCGAUACUGCGUGACCUCUUUCCCCUCAUGCAUGUGCCCGAGUCGCUCUCGACGGCGCUGGAGGACGCGGUUUUGACGCAGACGCGACUGCUAAAGCUGCAGGAGGUGGCCGCCCUCACGCGAAAGACGAUCGAGCUCUUUGACAUGCUGCAAGUGCGCGUCGGUAUUGCGCUCACAGGAGAGAGCGGCAGUGGUAAAACGACGAGCUACGAGCUGCUGCGCCGGUCCAUGGGCGACCUCCGCGACAACGCCGAUAGCAGCGACAAGCGCUAUCAGCGCGUCGUGCUCACGGUGCUGAACCCCAAGUGCGUGAGCUUGGGCGAGCUCUACGGAAGCUUUCACCCUGUCACACGCGAGUGGAAGGAUGGACUCGCUUCGGCGCUUCUCCGUGGUAUCAUUGCCGACGCCGUGGACGUCAAGACGGGUGUCGAGAAGGCGUCUUUACCGUGGCUCGUCUUUGACGGACCCAUUGAUGCGUCCUGGAUCGAGAACCUCAACACCGUCCUCGACGACAACAUGACGUUGUGCUUGGCCAGCGGCGAGCGCAUCCGGCUUCUUCCUCACAUACGUCUGCUUUUUGAAGUGAGUGACCUCGCAUCAGCGUCGCCCGCCAGUGUCUCGCGCCUCGGCGUCGUGUACUUUGCGCCCAUGACGCUUGGGUGGCGGCCGUUUGUCGAGUCGUGGCUCAACGAGACGCUCGGGUCGGACGUCGACCCCAAGGACGUGUCGCACAAGCUCCGAAGUCGCGUGAGCAAGGCGCUCGAAGUUCUCUUUGAGGCGCUGACGUCGGUGCAUCAACGCCAAGUGUUGCCCACGACGCUCCUGAGCUGCGUCGUCAACGCGUGUGAAAUGAUCUCGCUGCUCCUUGAGAAACAAAGCCGGUGGUUUUCCACAGCGACCGCCGAAAAGCAAGCCAAGUGCAUGGAUCUUCUCGUCGUCUUUGCCGUGCAGUGGGCAUUCGGCGCCAACGUGCACGAAGACGACGCGACGGUCUUCAACGACCAGCUUCUCACCAUCCUCAGCGAGCAUCGGAGUCUGUUUCACAACAGCCUCCUUCAUGUGGUUGGAAAGAGCAGCGGUGGGCCCAUGAGCUGCAGUGGCACCGGCGCCUUGCGCACGGCGGCCGUGCUCUCGGAGUUUUGCAUCGACUUUGCGGACCUUGGGUGGAGCCACUGGGAGAACCACGUGCCGCCCUUCCAGUACGCUAUGCACACGCCGAUUUUUAACCUGCUCGUGCCAACGGUCGACGUCACCAAGACGUCGUACCUCCUCUCGCUACUGGUUGGCGGCAUGAGACCCAUGUUGCUGGCAGGCGAGACGGGCGGAGGCAAGACAGUCAUUGCGCACGCCGUCAUCGACGCCCUCGCCCUACACGGCGACGACGCAGGCAUCGGUGUCAUUCCUCUCUACAUGCACUUUUCGGCGCAGACGUCGAGCGCUGUGACCCAAGCCACGAUCGAAGCCAAACUUGUCAAGAAGCGCAAAACGCUGCUCGGCGCGCCCGUCGGUCACAAGAUCGUGCUGUUUGUCGACGACAUCAACCUUCCAGCGGCGGACGCGCACGGGUCGCAGCCGUGCCUCGAACUCCUUCGCCAGCUUCUGACGCACCACGGCGUCUAUGACCGUGACAAGUACUUCUGGAAAGAGAUUGCCGACACAGUGCUCGUCGCCGCUGGUGGCCCACCCGGCGGCGGUCGCCAGGCCAUGUCGCCACGGCUGCUGCGGCACUUUACGAUCGUGGCGCUGCCGGUGGGAAGCGACAAUGCGAUGCGAACGAUCUUUCACGCGAUUGUGCUGGGACACGCGACUUCUCUAGCGUUUCCGCCGCCAGUGCGAGACUCGGUGCUCCAGACCGUCGACGCGACGCUCAAACUCUACGCGGCCGUGACGGAGACGCUGCGGCCGACGCCAGCCAAGUGCCACUACGUCUUCAACCUGCGCGACGUGGCCAAGGUGUUUGCCGGCAUCCUCCACACGCGGUCGACGUGGACGACCGAGAGUAUUGUCAAGCUCUGGCUGCACGAAAGCAUGCGGGUCUUCUACGACCGUCUCGUGAGCGCCGCCGACCGGCACUGGCUGACGACGACGCUCAUUGCGCUUCUCAACAAGAGUUUCCGCGUCAAUUGGAGCCACGACCAAAUCUUUGGGUCCGACGACGUGAUUCCCGUGCUCUUUGGCUGCUACGGGUCCGGUACGAUCAAGGGCUACGAAGAGAUCACCGACAUGGGCUCGCUCGAAGCGCUCUUGUCGUCGUACGUUGCGGAUUACAACACGUUUCGGACGCCGACCUUGCAGCUCGUCUUCUUCCGCGAUACGAUUCUCCACGUCUCGUCCCUCGCGCGCGUCCUCCUCCAGCCGCGCGGCCACGCCAUGCUCGUCGGUGUCGGCGGCUCUGGGAAGCGGUCGCUCGCGCGUCUCGCAGCCUCCAUGAUGGACAUGACAUGUACCGAGAUUGCUAUGGGCCGUUCAUACGGGCGCAGCGACUUUCGCGACGACCUCAAGAAGCUUUUGGUCGCGGCCGGCGCCAAAGGCAAGGAGACCGUUCUUCUCUUGCACGAGUCGCAGCUGCAGUGCGACGAGUUUGUCCAAGACGUCAACUCCCUUUUGAAUGCUGGCGAAAUUCCGCACUUGUUUACGCACGAAGAAGCCGAGGCGAUCCAAGCCGACAUGAAGUCGGCGGUCGCAGACGCCGGCCUUGAAGACACGAGAGCCAACGCCGAGAGCCUCUUUCUGCAGCGCGUCCGGGGCCUCCUGCACGUCGUCUUGUGUUUCUCGCCCGUCGGUCACGGGUUCCGCCUCCGGUGUCGGCAGUUUCCGUCGCUUCUCAACUGCACAACCAUCGACUGGUACGACGCGUGGCCGGCGUCUGCCCUCGUGGUUGUCGCUGAGAGCUAUCUUGGCGACGUCGAGCUCGCGUCCGAGACGGCGCGGGCCGGCCUCGUCGCGAUGUUUGCGCGCGUGCACGAGACGCUGCAGGAAUCUGCCGCCAAGUUUCUCGCGAUAUGCCAGCGCCACGUGUACAUCACACCCAAGGCGUACCUCGAUACGAUUCGCCUCUACCUGCGCAUGCUGUCUGAGAAGCGGUGGCUGGCCAAAGAGGCCUACGACCGCCUCUCGGCCGGCGUCGUCAAGCUCGAAGACACAAACGAGCUCGUUGCGCGCCUCCAAGUCGAGCUUACCAACCUUCAGCCCAUUCUUGCCGCCAAGGCGCUCGAAGCCGAGGCGCUUCUGAAGCAAGUGGCCAUUGACCAGGCGGAGGCCGCCAUCGUCGAGCAGCGGGUGAGCCACGACGAGUCGAUAGUGAAAGCGCAGGCCGUGGACGUUGCCGAGUGCCAAGCCGACGCUCUGCGGGAUCUCGAGAUCGCGAUGCCAGCGCUCAACGCUGCCGUUCAGGCGCUCGACUCGCUCGACAAGAAGGACAUUACCGAAGUCAAGAGCUUCACCAAACCGCCGCAAGCAGUCCAGGUCGUCAUGGAGGCCGUGUGCAUCAUGCUGGGCGAGAAACCAGAUUGGGACACGAGCAAGCGCGUGCUCUCCAAGCCGUCGUUCAUGGCCGAGCUCAAGGAGUUUGACAAGGACAACAUUCCGCCCAAGACGCUCCUCCGCAUCAAAAAGUACAUUGAGAACCCCGACUUUGCGGUCGACGAGGUGAAGAAAGUGUCGCACGCCGCCAUGUCGCUCUGCAUGUGGAUCCACGCCAUGGACAUGUACGCGCGCGUGAGCAAGGAAGUCGCGCCCAAGAAGGAGCGGCUCGCGGUCAUGAACGCGACGCUGGCCGAAGCCAACGCCAAACUCAACGCCAAGCAGACCGAGCUUGCCCAGGUCAUGGCCCGCGUCCAUGGCCUCCAGGCGCAGUGCGACGGUGUCGUCGCCGAAAAGAGGCGCCUCGCAGACGAAGCGGAGCUCACACGCGCACGCCUCUCUCGGGCCGAGAAGCUCACGGUCGGGCUUGCUGACGAACUCGUGCGCUGGAAAGCGAGCCUCGAGGUCAUGGCCGCCGACGAAGUGAAUUUGGUUGGCGACGUCUUCUUGUCGGCAGCUUGCAUUGCGUACUUGGGACCGUUCGACGGCACGUUUCGGCUCAGUCUUCAGCGUCUCUGGCACGACGCGAUGGCUGGCGCGCAGCUUCCGACAAGUGCUUCAACGUCGCUCCUCGUAACGUGCUCGGACGCGUCGCAGCUGCGCGAGUGGCAGCUCAACGGUCUCCCCACGGAUGCAACGUCGGGCGAGAAUGCUGUCAUGGUCUUCCGCGGCGAGCGCUGGCCGCUCUUGAUCGACCCGCAGCAGCAGGCGCGCCAGUGGCUCUUCAAGACCGAGGGUGCGUUCGGUCUCCACGUCAUCAAGCUGCACGACAAGAGUCUUCUGAGUGCCAUCGAGGGCUGCGUUCGGGACGGAAAUCCGCUUGUGCUGGACGACGUGGGCGAGACGUUGGACGCGGCGCUUGACCCACUGCUCUUGAAGGCGCUCACCAAACAUGGAGGCAAAUACGUGCUGCGUGUGGGCGACCACGACGUCGUGUACGACCGCAACUUCCGAGUCUACCUCUUGACCAAGCUGCCGAAUCCGCACUUUUUACCCGACGUGUGCAUCAAAGUGAACGUGAUCAACUUCACCGUGACCAAAGAAGGGCUCCAGGACCAACUGCUGGGAGACGUUGUGCGCAAGGAGCAGCCCGAAAUUGAAGCCAAGAUGCACGCACUCCUCGCUUCGAUUGCGACCGACCAAAAGCUCUUGAAAGCCAUCGAGUCGAAGAUUCUCAGCCUCCUCUCGACUUCGCAAGGCAACAUCCUCGACGACCAGGUUCUCAUCACCACGCUCGCCGAGUCCAAGAAGACUGCGACCGUCGUCUCGGAGCGUCUUGCCGAGUCCGAAGUAACACGCGCCGCGAUCGCCGACGUCCGCAACCAGUACCUUUCCGUCGCUGUCCGAGGCUCGUUGCUCUACUUUGUCUUGGCCGACCUGGCGACCAUCGACCCCAUGUACCAGUACUCGCUCGCGUACUUUAAGCGCCUCUUCAACCAAAGCAUGCACGAAUGUCCCAAAAGCUCGACGCAGGAGCUGCGCUUAGCGGCGCUCGUCGACGGGCAGACGCAAACUGUCUUUGUCGACGUAUCAAGAGGACUCUUUGGGGACCACAAGCUGCUCUUCUCGCUUCUCAUGGCGCUGCGCAUUCUCAGUGAUGCUGGCCAGAUCGCGCCAUCGGAGCUUCCGCUGCUCUACCGCCCACAACCUGCCGUGUCCGCUACAGAGCCAACGCCGUUGCCGCUCAAGGCCUACGAAGCGCUGCUAGCACUGAGCAGCGCACUCCCGCUCUUUGCUGCGCUAUCGGACUCUGUUGCUGCGACAUCGGCCGCGUGGCAAUCGUGGCUCUCCAGCGACGACCCGUAUACGAGCACGCUACCCGAGGGCUUCGAGAGUCUUUUGUCUCCGUUCCUAAAGCUCGUUCUUUCGAGCGCUUUGCGACCAGAGAAAGGCGUGCAGAGCGUGCUGGGCUUCAUAUCUGCGACCUUGGGGGCCACGUUCACGGCCCAACAGGCUUUUGCCAUGACGGACGUGUUUCCGGCGCUCGACAAGAACGUUCCGUGUGUCUUUAUCUUGUCAUCGGGCGCGGACCCGACAGCCAUUUUGCACCGAUUCGCGGCCGACCUUGGGCGCGACGACCGCUUGCACGUGGUGUCACUUGGGCAAGGCCAAGGACCGCUGGCGACAGCACUCAUCCAACGAUGCGCUGCGUCGGGGGACUGGGCGCUCCUCCAAAAUUGCCACCUCGCCAAGUCGUGGAUGCCGACGCUUGAGCAACUUCUGUUGCAGCUGCGCGCUGACGCAGGUGACGUCCACGAUGACUUUCGACUCUUUAUGACGUCGUUUCCGGCGCCGUACUUUCCGGUCGCGAUCCUCCAGUCGUCGGUCAAAGUCACAAACGAACCGCCGCGAGGACUCAAGCCCAACCUUCGGCGGUCAUUUGACACGCUCAUCUCGGACGACCUGCUCCGCUCCAUGUCGUCUGCGGAGCGUCACUUGGUCUUUGGUCUCGCCUUCUUCCACGCUGUCGUGCAAGAGCGGGCCAAGUUUGGGCCCAUGGGCUGGAGCAUGCGCUACCAGUUCAACGACUCGGACUUGGAAACGUCGAUCGCGCUUCUUCGGGCCCUCGUCAGCGCCGGAAAGAAAGCCCCCGAAGCGCUGCCGUGGGAUGCGCUUCAGUGCGUUACGGGCGACAUCAUCUAUGGCGGCCGCAUCACGGACGAGUUGGACCGGCGCUGUCUCCUUGCGACGCUUCGGAGGUUUCUCUGCGUCUCGACGUUCACACAGCCCUUCACGGACGACGCGCCACUGUAUGCGACACCAACGGCCACGUCCGUCGCCGAGUUUCAGGCGUUUAUCGAGAGCCUUCCGAGUCACGACCCUCCAGCGAUCUUUGGUUUGCAUCCAAACGCUACGGUCGUGUUUGAGACGCAAGCGACGCAAGCACUGCUGGGCAUGGUCUUGCAGCUGCAAGCGCACGGGUUCUCCGAAGCCAGUGGCGCCAACUCGGACGACGACGACGCUACCGUACUAGCAUUGGUGGCGCACGUGCAGGCGACGCUUCCGCCGCUUCUGGAUGUGACCUCAGCAAUCACAGGGCUCUUUGAUGAGCACGACGGCCAACUCGACUCGCUCGCGACGGUUCUUGGUCAAGAAAUCACCAAGUUCAACCGGCUGCUGCAAUCGAUCUCAAACUCCGUGUCGAUGGUCCAACUCGCGGUGCGCGGCCUUGCAGCUCUCUCGGCGGCUUCGGACGCGACAUACAAAAGUCUCCUUUUGCGACAGGUGCCCCAUGAGUGGGCCCACGUCGGCUUUGCGUCGCUAAAGCCCGUGGGGGCGUACUUGGACGACCUCAGCAGUCGCGUGCGCUUCAUGGCCAACUGGUUGCGACUCGGAAAUCCGUCGACGUUUCCUUUGCCCGUCUUCUUCUUCCCCCAAGGCUUCCUUACCGGUGUGCUGCAGAACCACGCUCGAAGGCAUGCACUUCCGAUCAACCUCCUCGAGUUUGCCUUUGCCGUCCUCCGCGACAACGACCAAGAUGACACGAUGACGGCCGACGGUGUCAUUGUCACAGGGUUGUAUAUGGAGGGCGGGCGGUGGGUGGAUGGGCGCCUCACCGAUGCAGCACCGGGUGAGCACUACGCGGUGAUGCCACGCAUUCGAUUUCUGCCGCAGCUGCCACCAACAGAAGUGCCACCAGGGUACGCGUGUCCGGUGUACAAGACCACAGCUCGCCGGGGCACGCUCUCAACCACGGGUAUUUCAACCAACUUUGUCGUGAGUGUGCUCCUGCCGUGCGAACUGGACCCGGGGCACUGGGUGCUGCAUGGCACGGCGCUUCUGUGCAACUUAGAUACGUAACUAGAUGAUGGUACAAGGGCU